Morchella importuna is the source of this 252-nucleotide messenger RNA. RefSeq lists its product as uncharacterized. Bases 1 to 252 code for a protein of 83 amino acids. The transcript has a single exon. Lineage: Eukaryota; Fungi; Ascomycota; Pezizomycetes; Pezizales; Morchellaceae. The record is from RefSeq and is a predicted model, not a curated record.
AUGAGGUCAUUGAGCAAUGAGGUUCAGGAGAAGGGGGACGCCGCGCAGGCACCGGCAGCGGGCACGACCACCUCGCCCCCCGCCUCGUCCACCUCCGCCGCAGGCACAUUCGUACUAUUCUUGGUGGUUGCUAUGGAACCACCUCCGUUGCCGCCAAGAGAUGUGCCUGGUCUGGGGUGUGUAAACAAACAUCCCACGGCGCUAGCAAGGGGCUCAGGUUCCGGAGGCGCUCCACUUCAGUCCACUGGUUGA